Messenger RNA from Amblyraja radiata (thorny skate), 1932 nucleotides. Its product is annotated as 1-phosphatidylinositol 4,5-bisphosphate phosphodiesterase zeta-1. The record is from RefSeq and is a predicted model, not a curated record. Gene Ontology annotation, biological process: intracellular signal transduction; lipid metabolic process; positive regulation of cytosolic calcium ion concentration involved in egg activation. Gene Ontology annotation, cellular component: nucleus. The transcript has 12 exons. Gene Ontology annotation, molecular function: phosphatidylinositol-4,5-bisphosphate phospholipase C activity. Lineage: Eukaryota; Metazoa; Chordata; Chondrichthyes; Rajiformes; Rajidae. Bases 86 to 1843 code for a protein of 585 amino acids.
CCUUCUUUCCACAAAAUUUGACUUCAGGAAUGGAGACAUAGAUUUGCUCAAAACCAUUGAACUUCUACAGAAACUGGACAUUCCUAUGGCCAACAUUUACACAGAGAACUAUGUGAAGGCUAUUGACAAAGUGAAACAUCGGAAGUUUGGGGCAGAGGACUUCAUUUAUAUUUACAAGGUUUUCACCAGGCGAUCAUUGCCUCAUGACUUAUUCAAACAAUAUUCUUCUGAUGGCAAAAACCUUACAACUUUUGAUCUGCUGUACUUUCUGACACAUGACCAGCAUGAGAUAUACGCAGAUGAAUACAACGCUUUAUCGAUAAUGCAAAACCAUGAACCUGUGAUGAGAUCUAAGCUGAAAAGAAAGUUGAUGAGUCCCUGUGGCUUCCUGAGAUACAUAACCUCUACAGACUGCUGCAUCUUCAAUCCAGAUCACAUCAAAGUCCACCAGCGCAUGGACCUGCCCAUGACGGCUUAUUUCAUAGCAUCUUCACAGGACACGUUCACCAACAACCAGUCAAUAGGACAAAGCGACAUUAGCGGAUAUAUCAGUGCUUUGAAGAGAGGCUGCCGUUGCUUGGAAUUGGAUUGUUGGGACGGUCCUGAAAAUGAGCCCAGAGUGUAUCAUGGCUUUGCCUUGUCUUCCAUGAUUCUGGUCAAGGACGUCAUUGAAGUUAUUAACAUGCAUGGAUUUGAGACAUCCGAAUAUCCUUUGAUACUUUCUCUGGAGAUUAACUGUAACCCAAUUCAACAACGGGUAAUAGCCAACCAUCUGGUCAAUAUCCUGGAAGAUAAAUUAAUCCCCAUGAACUAUGCAGACGAUGACCCAACUCAAUUAUCCUCUCCUGAGGAGUUAAAGCACAAGGUAUUGAUCAAGUGUAGGAAAGUCCGAACGUUGAGCUGCACUAUGUCUUCGAUAUGGCACCUGGUGGACGAGGAGGUGGGACAGUUCAAAGAAGAGUUCGAUCCCGAGACAGAGUCGGAGGUCGUGAGUGUGGUUCCCUCUGGAAUCCGGGCAUUCAGGAUGAAGAAGAAAAGAAAGGUUGGACUUGCAAUGGAAUUCUCAAACGUCAUAGUGUAUCUAAAGCCAGUUGAAUUUAAGGACUUCACACAUUCAAGGAGCAAUCAGCUGUUUUAUGAAAGUAAUUCAAUUUCAGACCAGACGGCCAUGAAGCUAGUAAAGCAAUCGGCAUGUGAAUUUGUGCAGCACAAUUCAAAAUUCCUUGUAAGGAUUUACUCUGCAGGCAACAGAAGGAAUCAUUCCAACUACAAGCCUCAUGAAUUCUGGAAUGUUGGCUGUCACAUGGUUGCUUUAAACUAUGAGGUUCCUGGACUGAGCAUGGACCUAAACAGAGGCAGGUUUCAGGACAAUGGAGGAUGUGGCUAUAUCCUUAAGCCUGCCUUUAUGACCAAAGGCAUGAAUUUUGACCCCUUUGCUUCAAAACACAACUUUGAUCCGGUGAUCGCCUUAAUACAGAUCAUUAGUGGUCACCACCUACCUGUCUGCAGAACACACAGUAAAGUAUCAAUUGAUCCCUGUGUGCGAGUGGAAAUCCAUGGAGUACAAGCGGACAAUAGCAUUCAGCAAUCCAAGAUCUUGCCUUCAGCAGGACGUCAUCCCAGGUGGAAUGAUUGUUUGGUCUUUUGCGUUCAAGUUCCAGAACUUGCACUGGUGCGAUUCCUCGUACAAGACAUGAACCCUCUCCGUGUGAAUGCCUUCCUCGGUCAGUACACGUUGCCAUUAACAAGCAUCAGGAAAGGUUAUCGAGUUGUCCCGCUGCUAAGCUCCGAUGGUCAAAGCCUGUCUCCAGCGAUUCUUUUUGUGUACGUUUGGUAUGCGUAGAGCCUUUUCUUCACGAAGAAGAGGGUUGUUUCUCAUUUGUGCAUGCCAUUUUCAGAUUUUGUAUCAAAAUACAGUUCACAACUCCAGAA